CCCUCCAAUUCAACAAGCAGCCACCAGCUCAAAGAUAAACCAACUACUCCUCUGUUCUCUUCUCUUCUCAGAACAGAGCAGAAGAAAGAAACAGUAACGCUUUCAACAAAGGAGGAGUUUCAAACAAAAUCUCCCUACGUUCAUAUCAUUCAUUUUGUUUUUUUGCCUUAGAACAAUGGCUUUGUUGCAUUUAUAUUACUUGAUUACUCCUCAAGAGGGUCUCUUCUCGACCGACCAAUCUUCUUCUCUGGUAGCUCUGUUCUUUGAUAUCAUUCUAUGUAAAUUGAUCUUCGAUCGGGUUAGAAGCUUCCCCAAACUCCUCUUCAGGCUCUCCUUUUUCCUCCAAUCUCAACUGAGACGUGGAGCUGAUGUAGAGAUAGUAGUACCGGAAGCAGAAGAGAAGAAGGAAGAGGCAGAGUUGGAGAGAAAACAGAGCCCAACUCCUCUGGCAAUUAGCAGAGACGAUGUGGAGGCAGUGAUGGGAAAGCUUGGAUUUUUUUGCGACCCAGAAGCCGAACAGCUGAAACAAUCAAUGGGUGCUGAUCAGCUUCUGGAGUUGUUUGACGAGAAGGAGCCGAGCUUGGAAGAAGUGAAAGAAGCCUUCGACGUGUUUGACGUGAACAGAGAUGGAUUCAUUGAUGAAACAGAGUUGCAGAGGGUUCUGUGUCAGUUGGGAUUGAAGGAAGGAGGUGAGAAGGAGAGCUGCAAGAAGAUGAUUAGAGUUUUUGAUGUGAAUGGGGAUGGGAGGAUUGAUUUCUGUGAAUUUGUCAAGUUUAUGGAUCACAGUUUUUGUUGAAUCCCCCCAAAAUUUUCGUACAUGAUAUAUCAAUAUUAUACAUUUCUUCUUCCUUAGUUUAAUUUUUUUUCCAAAAUUUCGGUUCUUCUGACUUGCAUUACAAGUAAAGUUAACUUCAAUGUUCCGGUUAUGUUCUUAUGAUAAUUUACGCUGUAAAGCGCAAGCGAUCUAGAACAAACACGAUCACAAUUC
Linum trigynum is the source of this 988-nucleotide messenger RNA. The record is from the annotation of a GenBank genome assembly. NCBI's taxonomy places the organism in Eukaryota, Viridiplantae, Streptophyta, Magnoliopsida, Malpighiales, Linaceae.